This is a messenger RNA of Adineta ricciae, 1353 nucleotides long. Lineage: Eukaryota; Metazoa; Rotifera; Eurotatoria; Adinetida; Adinetidae. The record is from the annotation of a GenBank genome assembly.
AUGAACGAACAGUUUCUAGAUUUUCUUCAAUUUCAAAUCGAUUGGACGAAACAAUCCAAAGCCGUACUUGAUGCUUUUAGUCAUUUUCAAAUCACAGUGAUCUCCAGCAAUAUUAAACAUGCCGAACGGUAUCUCAGUUUUCUUUUCACACUCUUCACCAAACCUGAAAAUUCCAUCCACGAUUUCGCCCAUGAUACGUUGCAAAGUUUGAUGUUCAUCGUUCCAUUAGCAUCUACUCUUCUAUGCACAAUCGCCGAGCAGUACUUUCCAUUUAUGACGAAAGAUAAACAUAUUCAAGUAGUAUACGUUCAAAAUCUUCUCCGAUCAUUGAACUAUUUACCAAUCGAAAGAUUGAAAUUUUUCGAAAUAGUUCUCACGAAAUUACUCCGAAUGGAUGUACAUGCAUCCCGACAAGAUAUUCUUCAAACGGAAAAACGCCGUGUAGAAAAUGAGAUGGUGUUCACACUCGAGCAGAGUGACGAUCGUAUGAAACAUGAUCAAGCUGACAAACUCGAUUGGCUGAUGUUUAUUUUAUUUGAAUAUAUCACGAACGUUUCGCAUAAAGAUGGUAAAGUAACGAGAUGCAUGGAACUAAACGAAAUUCGAAGGAGAUUUUUAGGAGAAUUUCAUUUCUUUCGCCGACACAUGAUUCAUCUCAUGUACAAUUUCUUAUAUUCUACAUUUGCAGCUUCCAUCGACGAUGAAUUUAUAAAUAAUUGUUGGAAAACCUUUGUUUCACCCUCAAUUUCCAUGACAUUUCGACAAGCUGCCAUUUACUAUCUAUGCAGUUUCAUCGCCCGUGCUAAUUAUAUUAAAAUCAAAUCUGUAUUAACUAUAACACAUUCUAUGGUAGACUGGUUACAUAUGUACAUGAGUACAACCGAAACGAAUACUUGCAGGACAAACCCGAAGCGUCAUUUACCGUUCUAUGCGAUUUUUCAAGCAGUGCUCUACAUAUUUGUCUACCGACAUCGAGAAAUUGCUCGAUUGUCUAAUGGUAUCGAAAGAGUUUUUCAAUGGCGGCUGAAUCAUAUCAUGUCAUCGGAAUUGAAUCCAUUGAAAUUUUGUCUACCGACUAUAACACUUCGAUUUGCUCAACUGGCAAGGAAUUAUCAAAUUGCUUUUUGUUAUUCCAUCAUCGAAACGAAUCGUCGUUAUUCACUACCCGAAGUGUUUUCAUUCGAUAAUUACUCAUCGACCGUACCAUCUCAGAUUCUUCAUGCCUACUUUCCAUUUGAUCCUUACAUCUUAAAACGUUCAUCAAUAUUCAUCCAACCUAUUUACAACGAGUAUCAGGAUGAAAGUGAAGAUUUCAAUAGCUCAGAUACAAACGAGAAUGAGGAUAUUUUCUAG